UCACGAACCAGGCGCCUUAAACUCAAAACUUGUCAGACUAGUCUCCAACUUCCAAGUGCCAACCUCAUAAAACCCAUAAAUAUUAAAAUUAAAUUACAAAAAACCUCCGCAAAUCAUGAUUUGCAUCGUGGAUCGUACGGUCCAGCCGUCGCCGGAAAUUCAGCAGUCCGUGGCAGCCGUGGAGCAAAUCGUGGGCUACAAUUUCAGGAACAAGAGGCUUCUAGAAGAAGCCUUGACCCACUCCUCCUACUCCGAAUCCCCGUCGUACCAGCGCCUCGAAUUCAUCGGCGACGCCGCUCUCAGCCUCGCCCUCAGCAACUACUUCUUCCUUGCUUAUCCUGGGGUCGACCCCGGCACUCUCUCUCUGCUGCGCUCCGCCAAUGUCAGCACCGAGAAGCUCGCACGUGUGGCUGUCCGGCACGGCCUUUACCGCCACCUCCGCCACAAUGCACCUGCUCUCCGCGAUAAGGUUAGGGAGUUUACUGAAGCUGUCACUAGAGAAGACGAGACGCCGCUUGUAUAUCGUGGUUCCGUGAGAGCUCCUAAGGUUCUUGCGGAUAUGGUGGAGUCUGUGGCAGCAGCUAUGUAUGUUGACUUGAACUUUGAUCUGGAAAAAUUGUGGAUGAAAUUUAGGCGCCUUUUGGAGCCUAUUGUUACUCUUGAAGAAGUGAAAAGUCAACCGCAACCUGUUACAGUGUUGUUUGAGCUUUGCCAGAAGCACGGGAAACAUGUUGAUAUCAAGCAUUGGAGAGAUGAGACCAAAAGUAUUGCUAGUGUCUAUGUUGAUGGCGUGUUUGUUGCCUCGGGUUCUUCUGAGCAGAAGGAGAUUGCCAAACUCGAUGCUGCUAAGAUAGCUCUUUUUAAGUUGUCGAAAUCGUUGGGUGUAAGUGGCAGAUCGAUGGAGUUUAUUGCCGGAAAUGAUGGUAAGUUUCAAAUUGAAGAAGCAAAACAAAAGUUGCAUGAGCUUUGUGACAAGAAGAAGUGGCCUAAACCAAUUUACACCAUUGAGAAAGAUGAAGGUCCUUCACAUGAGAAGAGAUUUGUAUCGUUGGUCAAAAUUUCAACUGCGGAUGGUGUGCUAUGCAUGGUGGGAGAUGAAAGGUCGAGAAUAAAAGAUGCGGACAACUCUGCAGCUUCGUCUAUGAUCUGUGCUUUACAAGAAUCUGGUUAUAUAUGAUGCAACUCUAAUUCUUUUUAUGUUCUGAGAUGUAUGCGUGGUAGGCUCUUGUGCUUCCUGCUGCAUUUGAAAUAUGAAUGCAUGGGUUAGAGGACAAUUCCGUAUGCAACUUAAGAGGUUGCAGUUAUGCAAGAACAACCAUGGAUUAUAGGAAAAUGUUGUGUCUCAUGCCUCUAGAUUUAGGUUAGGAUUUGAGCCUGUAACAUUUGUUUGUGCUCGUCGUAGUUUUUUCAGACUGUCCAUGCCCCCCUUCAAGUGAUUGUUUGAUUGGAUGGAGUUUACUGGUUGUUUAGGUUCCACAAAGCACUGAAAUGAAACAAAUGAAAGUUUGUCCUUGUUUU
Messenger RNA from Malus domestica (apple), 1518 nucleotides. Its product is annotated as ribonuclease 3-like protein 2. The record is from RefSeq and is a predicted model, not a curated record. NCBI's taxonomy places the organism in Eukaryota, Viridiplantae, Streptophyta, Magnoliopsida, Rosales, Rosaceae. Gene Ontology annotation, biological process: siRNA processing. Gene Ontology annotation, molecular function: RNA binding; ribonuclease III activity. Gene Ontology annotation, cellular component: cytoplasm; nucleus.